CAUAAAGAGGACUGCUUUGGAUCUGUAUGUUGACUAAAGCUUGUAUUAAAUAUUACCACACUUAUCUUGAUCGAUUACUUAUGAUACUUGAGUGUUGCUUCACUGCAAUCUCAUUUUGAGACCUUUGCUCCUUGCUUGCACAUAAAAGAAGACUUUCAACAAGGGUCCUGCAGAGAGUUUCCGCUGUGAUGCACAUUCUCAUUUUUUCUCCAUCUCUUUCUUAAAACUCCCAUAGCGUUCCUAUAUGUGCAACAGUCUUUGUUUUUAAAGAAAACGGAUCGAUUUUUGACUUUGCAAAGUGAGUACAGACUCAAUUCUUCAGGAUGUGGCUGCUGAUACUGUUGGUGUGUGUCCUGGUUUGGGCUGGGGGAACAUACUGGUACCUGUUCAGCAAGCCGAGUCCGUUUACCGUGGAGUCAGUGAGGCCUCCAGGACCUUUAGAGCUGGACCAGAGGAAGAGGGACAAAGUGCUGAAACAAGGAUUUACCAAAGAGAAGAUUCCAAAGAAUCUGGAUGCGGUUGUAAUAGGCAGUGGGAUCGGAGGAAUGGCGGCGGCAGCCACAAUGGCCAAAGCAGGGAAGAGAGUCCUGGUUCUGGAGCAGCACGACGUGGCCGGAGGCUGCUGUCACACGUUCACUGAGAAGGGUUUUGAGUUUGAUGUGGGACUUCACUACUUCGGCCAGCUGCAUGAAAACGGUCUGCUUAAGGUCGCUAUGGAUCAAAUCACUGAGGGUCAGAUGGAGUAUGUGGAGCUGCCGCAGCAUUUUGACAGCAUUGUGAUUGGCGACAGUGAGAAACGGAGAGACUACGCCAUCUUGAGUGGCAAGACUGAGAUGGAGCAGAACCUGAAGAAGAUCUUUCCAGAUGAUGUCAAAGCUGUGGAGGAGUUCUUUAAGAUCAUGAAGGUUACAGCCAGGAAGAUUCAUUAUUUGGCCAUUCUGAAACUGAUUCCACAGUGGCUGGCUCUGUUUCUGCUCAAAAGUGGCAUCGCUGACCUCUUCUCAUCCGUCUUUAGUCUCUCAGGCAUGAAUGCCACUGAGAUGAACAAGAAACUGACAAGCAACAAGGAUUUGCAUGUGAUCUUCUCAUAUUUCUUCUACGGUGUGCCUCCUAAAGAUUCCAGCUUUAUGAUCAAUGCUCUGAUGCUGCACCAUUUCAAGCGUGGUGCAUAUUACCCUAAAGGGGGCGCCAGUGAGAUCCCGUUCCACAUCACUAAAGUCAUACAGAAAUACGGGGGCAGUGUGCUGGUCCGAGCUCCGGUCAGUCGGAUCCUGGUUGAUAAGAAGGGAGCUGCUUAUGGAGUGACAGUGAAGAAAGGGGACGAGCAUGUUGAGAUUCGGGCUCCUGUCAUCAUCUCCAACUGUGGGAUCUUCAACACCUUCCAGAAGCUCUUACCUCCAGAAAUACAAGGCAAACCAGGGAUUCAGAGUCGUCUGGAUAUGAUGAGGCCCGGUAAAGCCUCGUUCCUCCUGUUCUCUGGGUUUGAUGCGACGCAGGAAGAGUUAGACAUCGUGCCCAACAGCAUCUGGCUCUUCAAAUCCAACGACAUGGAUGCCAUGAUGGACGAGUUCUUCGGUAUGAGUAAAGACGAGGCACCAGAAAACAUUCCCAUGAUGCUCAUCACCUUCCCCUCAGCCAAAGAUUCCACAUCACAGAUCCGGCACCCAGGCAAGUCAUGCAUGACCAUCCUGACCAUGGUGAAUUAUGAAUGGUUUGAAGACUGGAAAGACACUAGAGUGAGGAAAAGAGGCGACGAUUAUCACAGCUACAAGAUGAGAUUUGGCAACUCUCUCUUUGAAUGGGCCUGCAAACACUUCCCAAAACUCAGAGACAAGCUGGUGUAUCAGGAGGCCGCCACUCCUCUGACAAACAUGCACUACCUCAGCUGUAACCGAGGGGCCAUUUACUCUGCUGAUCACAACCUGGACCGCUUCUACGCAGAAGCCAUGGCUCGAAACCGCUGCGACACUCCUGUCAAAAACCUUUAUUUGUCAGGUCAGGACAUUUUUAGCUGUGGUAUCGCCGGUGCAUUGCAUGGUGGUCUCCUCUGCGCCUCCACCGUCCUAAACUACCCUGUGUACAUCGACCUCUUGUUUAUCAAGAAAAAACUCAAGUGGAAGAAAGCAAAGGAGGCAGCGAAGCUGGCAAAGCAGAAGCAGCAGUGAUGAAGCUGUCAGGAGGGAGAACUGAAAAAAUAGAAAAAAAUGUAACAUUUUUUAUUUUAUUUUUUUUAGCUAAAAUGAUGACAAUAGAAUGUCACUUUUCAAUCCAGAUUUGUAAAACUUUGUAUUUGUAACAUCAACACAUCGCUAAAGCUUCUUCAACCAGACCUCCCACCUGUUCUCUUCUAACACAUGUCUGAUCCCCAUGGAUAUUUGUGCACUAGCAGGACUCAAAGGACCUGUGGGAAACCUCAGACUUCCUGGUUUAAGUGGACAUUUCCCCUAGGACAGAUUGGUUGGUAUAACACGGCCUCUGAUGGACGUGUGUAUUUGGAUGGGGAGGAGGAUAUGAUAUGAAUGCCCUCACUGUGAUUCACUGCGCCUAAAAAAACGCUCUGCUCCUGUAAGCCUGAGUAUGUACUGCAGUGACAUAAACUAAUGGACUAAAGCCUUGAAAAGUAUGUUUUAGGAAAUUCAUGUUCAUUAAAAACACAGUUUUCAUUAAGGCAAAUUUGUCAGGGCUGAAAGUGAGAUGUCACAGGAAGACAAAGCCUGUUAAUAAAAUAAAGUACUCCUCCUGUCUUCCGACUAAGAGUUAUGAAAAUUCUCCAGGACUUGGAUUACACAUUUUCAAACAGGCCAGAAUAAACAGAAAUGAACUUGUUUAAGAUGCAGAGGAAGAGCAAUUUGUUUGAACAGUGACCAAAAGCACUUAAGGGAACCAAAACAUAUAGAUGCAGCCAGAUGGGUGAAAUGGACCCAGUAAUCUCAGAGCAUUUCAUGGAUGAUUACAACUGCAUGAGAGACUCUCUAUCACAGCACACCGAAAUGCAGUCAUGUAGUGAAUCAUAUACAGUAGUAAUGAAUGCAAAACUAAACGGGAGCAUAACCAGGCAGAAACUUUGGAGUAUGACAAGAAAAACUAAAACUGAAUGGUUCAGGCCAAGGUUAUUACAGUUAACUAAAAUCCUCAAUAAUUCUUACUUAAGAUAAAUGUUAACUGAAAUGAGUGUUAAAUGUGCGUGUGUGUAAAUAUGUAUAUGUGUGACCCUGGAACACAAAAGCAGUCUUAAGUCUCUGGGGUAUAUUUUUAGCAAUAGCCAAAAAAAGCAUUGCAUGGGUCAAAAUCAUCUAUUUUUCUUUUAUGCCAAAAAUAAGUAAAGAUCAUGUUCCAUAAAGAUAUUUUUUACAUUUUCUACUGUUAAUAUAUAAAAACAUAAUUUUUAAUUCGUAAUAUGCAUUGCUAAGAACUUCAUUUAGGCAACUUUAAAGGAGAUUUUCUUAGUAUUUAGAUUGUUUUGCACCCUUAGAAUCCAGAUUUUCAGAGCUGUAUCUCUAAUAUU
Molecule: messenger RNA, 3505 nt
Organism: Carassius gibelio (silver crucian carp)
Lineage: Eukaryota; Metazoa; Chordata; Actinopteri; Cypriniformes; Cyprinidae
Product: inactive all-trans-retinol 13,14-reductase
Exons: 11
Coding region: 324-2165 (613 amino acids)
Source: RefSeq, a predicted model, not a curated record